AUGCCCAAGCGCACCAUGGGAGGGAAGGCCGACGCCGGGGCCGACGCCAUGCCGCACGAAGCAUCCAAGCGCCGUGCGAAGCUGCACAUGGAGAAACCCCUCCCCGCCGGCGAGGGGUCCAGCCGGCAGCAGGGCGGCCGUGACGUCGUCGACCACGUCCAGGCUCCGGUGCAGGUGUCACCUACGCCGGAGCAGGUGGCUCCUCCGCCGGAGCAGGUGACUCCUCUGCCACGCCAUCUGCCUCCUCUGCCACCCCAUCUGCCUCCUCUGCCGCAGCCCGUGGUCAACGUCGACGGCGACGACGACGAAGAAGAGGUAGCUGCUCUGGCUCCUCAGACGGAGCAGGUGACGCCUCCUGUGCCUGAGCCUGUGGUCGUCGGCGAUGUCAACAAAGAAGACGUAGCUCCUCUGGCUUCUCUGCCGAAGCAGGUGGUGGCUCCUCAGCCUCAGCCAGGUGUUCGUCUGCCGCGGUUGUUGCCUCCCCUGCCCCCACCUAUGGUCGUCGCUGACAAGAACGAAGAAGAGAAAAGAGCAAAAGAACGGAAAAAGGGAGAGAGAGAAAAGGCCCCUGACCCCCCACCCCUCGGCCUAACCCUCCGGGCUAAGCCCAACAGGCCAUGUGGCCCACUACCCCUCCCCAUUCGUCUCCCACCUCCCACUGUUCGACCGAUCGGGCACCUCGGCGACACCCGACCACCUCGCAGGCCUCGCCGGGAGAGGAUAAGGGCGACGCCUCGGGCUCCCCUUCCACUUGCUCUGCCACCCCACUCGCGCCAGUCCUUUUCCCUCGCCCGCUUCGCUCUCUCCCUCGCACCCCAGAUCCCCUCCCCAUCGCAUCCGAACGCCACGGCCGCCAUGGCCGCCGUCGCCCUCGCGGCCACCGUCCUCCACGCGUCCUUCCAACAUGCUUGUUCGCUCCGCCACCGUCCCCUACACCGCUUGCCACCACCAGUUGGACCUGGGAGCCCCUGCAACGAGCACACCGAGCUCGUCUUCAACUUCGGUCGCCGGCGAUCCCUUUCUGCCCCGGCGCCGAUCUGCAGCUACUAA
Messenger RNA from Aegilops tauschii subsp. strangulata, 1050 nucleotides. The record is from RefSeq and is a predicted model, not a curated record. NCBI's taxonomy places the organism in Eukaryota, Viridiplantae, Streptophyta, Magnoliopsida, Poales, Poaceae.